Messenger RNA from Culex pipiens pallens (northern house mosquito), 4405 nucleotides. RefSeq names its product serine/threonine-protein kinase minibrain (gene mnb). The transcript is spliced from 10 exons. The record is from RefSeq and is a predicted model, not a curated record. The coding region runs from base 1168 to 4263 and encodes 1031 amino acids. Gene Ontology annotation, cellular component: nucleus. Lineage: Eukaryota; Metazoa; Arthropoda; Insecta; Diptera; Culicidae. Gene Ontology annotation, biological process: positive regulation of DNA-templated transcription; peptidyl-threonine phosphorylation; protein autophosphorylation. Gene Ontology annotation, molecular function: transcription coactivator activity; ATP binding; protein serine/threonine kinase activity.
UUUGAUCCGGUUUGAGAGAUUGAGUUUGGAGUGGAAAAUGUGAAUCAAUCGCUGGAUUUUUGGAAGAUAUUUUUUUUCUCCCUUUGGAAUUGUGCUGGAAGAAGUGGAGAGACGCGGUGGGGUGGUGCUUCGCAGAAUCCGUGUCUGAGCAAGAGUGUAUGUGUGUGUCUGCCCCAACUUGAGGGAAAGAGAGAAAGCAAACAGCUAAACACAUAUUGCUCUCUUGUGAGAGUGAGUGGGACAGUGUGAAAGCAGUGGCAAACCGAGAGAGAAAGGGAGUGAGAUUUUGAGUGAAAAGAAGGCAUUGUGCGGUGUACAGAUUUUCGGGAAUCCAACAAGUGUUGCCAAGACACGGAACAAUAGGAAGCGGUUUUGAAGGAUUGACGCAGGGCAGCUAAACCUAAAUCAGCUCAUCCCUUCGGAAAACAAAGCGCCGACCAGCGCAACAACUAAGUUCUGCGCAAAUAAGCCGGACCGCUCGACUGAAUAUAAUAAUAAUAAAGAAAGGCAAAUAUAAAACUAAACAAACAGCAACAGUAACAACAACAACAACAACCAGAGUGUGUUCAGGAAUUGAACAACGGGACGGGCGUUUCAGAACUUGUUUAUGUGUCACACGGUGCACAUCGGCGGGGGAAAACUCGGUUCCGGCAGCAGCAGCAGCUGGAAAAUCUUCGUCGUCGGCGGUGGUGACUAAGCGCGUUCGGAUUUUUCCCUUUGUGUCAUCGCUCGAGAGUGGGCGUAGGGCGAAAAAGGAAAAUAAGGGAAGAAGGUUUGUCGGAAAAGUUGGAAGAAGAUGGUUUUAAUGUGUGUGCUAGCGCAGUUCUAGCCGAAGAAUCGCGGAAAGAUGAGUGUUUUGUAUUGUUGUCUCUGAAGAGCAGGAAGAAGUGCGUUCAGCCUGGGCAUUGUGCAUCUGUCCGAAAGUGUCACUGGCGAAGAAGUGUGUUCAGAGCAGAAGGGCCGUACGUACGGAGUGGGUACGUGAAGAAUUGUGUAUUAUCUCUAAAAAAAAGAAGUUAAAUUUUAGAGAAAACGAAACGAAGUGAAGUGGGGGAGGAAAAUUGUGUGUGGGUCAAGUGCCGGAAGAUCUAAUUUCCGGCGAAAGGCAAAAGGAAGCGGGCCAGAUCAAUCAAGUUGAACGCCAGGUUGAAUGUGCCGACCGGGGGCAUGAUAGUCCCCCCUCAUCUGGCUGCAGCACUCAACAACGGUGGUGGAGGGUCGUCCGGUGGAAGAAGCAACAAUAACAGUACAGGCAUUGGCGGCAGCAGCACCACCAGCGGAACCAGUAGUGGUAGCAGCAGCAGUGGUUUGGCCGCAGGACACCUCGGGCCGGUGGGCGUCGUAGUGGCACACAGCGGAAGCCAGGAUAGUCUGAGUGGAGGAGGAGGAGGAGGCGUAGGCGGAGGAGGAGGGUUCGUACUGUCCGGAAGUGGAGGGGGUGGUGCGGGUGGGAGCAGAGGAAACGGCAACGGAAGUGGUGGCAGUGGCAGCGGCUCCAGCAACGGCAGCGGCAACCGCAUCCUCGCCGUCAACCGGAACAUUGACGAUCUCCUCUUUGGCAGUGAUCUGGACUCGUUAAUCAAUGACAAUAUCGUCAAUGGGUUCAAAUCGCUGAAGGUGGCCAAGUCGCACUCGCAGGAUAACUUGGAUCACCGCCAUCAUCUUCAUCAGCAGCAGCAGCAGCAGCAGCAUCGUCAACCGUUUUAUCACCAUUAUCACUCGCAUCUGCUGCAGCAGCAGCACUCGUUGCCGCCAAUUCAGCAGCAAGCUUCAUUACAUUAUCAACCGCAUCAUCAUCAUCUGCAGCAGCAGCAGCAACAAGUUAAUCAUUGGAUAGAAUCGGAUAUCAUCGCAAGCACCAAGAUGUUGACGGACAAAGCAAAGCAGAAAUUAGCAGCACAAUAUGCAUCCGGAAAUGUUCCUGACUCAACGCGGCAGCGGCACCACGCGCCGCUCUACGGAAGACUGGUUACAGAAGAACACUUACCUGCCGUUCAUCGUGAUAUACAUCAGCGUUCGAUAAGUCCUACAUCAUCGACCGACAUCCGGGCGAUGCAAGCCCGGAUACCAUCGCAUUUCCGGGACCCCGCGACGGCACCGCUGCGGAAGCUCAGCGUUGACCUGAUCAAAACCUACAAACACAUCAACGAGGUUUACUAUGCCAAAAAGAAACGAAGAGCUCAACAAACCCAGGGCGAGGACACGUCCCACAAGAAGGAACGGAAGCUGUACAACGACGGCUACGACGACGAGAACCACGACUACAUCAUCAAAAACGGCGAGAAGUUUCUCGACCGCUACGAGAUCGACUCCCUCAUCGGCAAAGGCAGCUUCGGCCAGGUGGUCAAGGCGUACGACCACGAGGAGGAGUGCCAGGUGGCGAUCAAAAUCAUCAAAAACAAGAGACCCUUCCUGAGCCAAGCACAAAUCGAGGUGAACCUGCUGGAGAUGAUGAACCGGGCGGACGCGGAGAACAAGUACUACAUCGUCAAGCUGAAGCGGCACUUUAUGUGGCGGAAUCAUCUCUGUUUAGUAUUCGAGCUGCUAUCCUACAACCUAUACGACUUACUGCGCAAUACGAACUUCCGCGGCGUGUCGCUGAACCUGACGAGGAAGUUUGCCCAGCAGCUGUGUACGGCGCUGUUAUUUUUAAGUUCACAAGAAUUAAAUAUCAUACACUGUGAUUUAAAACCAGAAAAUAUAUUAUUAUGUAACCCCAAACGGUCAGCAAUUAAGAUAGUAGAUUUUGGCAGUUCAUGCCAACUAGGACAAAGGAUAUAUCAAUACAUACAAUCACGCUUCUACCGGUCGCCCGAGGUGCUGCUGGGGAUCCCGUACGACUUAGCAAUAGACAUGUGGUCCCUCGGGUGCAUCCUGGUCGAGAUGCACACCGGCGAGCCGCUCUUCUCCGGCUCGAACGAGGCCGACCAGAUCAACAAGAUCGUCGAGGUGCUCGGGAUGCCCCCGAAACACAUCCUCGACCAGGCGCACAAAACUCGCAAGUUCUUCGAGAAGCUCUCCGACGGCAGCUACGUGCUCCGGAAGACGCAAAACCAGCGCAAGUACAAGGCGCCCGGCUCGCGCAAGCUCCACGACAUCCUCGGCGUGGAAACGGGCGGCCCCGGUGGCCGGAGGCACGGCGAACCCGGCCACAGCGUGUCCGACUACCUGAAGUUCAAGGAUCUGAUACUGCGGAUGCUGGACUACGAUCCGAAGACGCGCUGCACACCGUACUAUGCCUUGCAACACAACUUCUUCAAGCGAACGUCGGACGAGAGCACCAACACGGCGAACACGGCCAUCAGCAGCAGCUCGCUCAGCACGAGUCCGUCGGUCAGCAGCAGUACGGCGCAACAACCCCUGCAGCAGCAGCAGCAGCAGGACCCAAGCAGUCACGGUCUACCAUCGUUGCAGCCCAGCAGCCACCAGCCCCAAUCCUUACCCCUGCCGCAGUCCCAGGCGACCAGUAUGCUGCUCCUGUCCCAAGCCGCCGCGGCCGUCUCCGUGAGUCAACUGCAGCAGCAACAACAAAACGCCGCCUCCGCCAGCAACAGCCUCAGCAACGCGAUGGACUGCGACCCGCCGGCCGUCGGCAGCAAUCCUACCCACUACCACCGAAGCAGGUACCUCCAGCAGCAGCCGCCCCAACAGUCGCACCACCAGCAGCAGCCCCAUCCAUUGCUUGGCCACAAAAGCAACAGCACCAGCGCCAGCGCCAGCAGCUCCUACGCCCCCACCUCACUGCCAAUCGACCUCGUCGGGGGCCUGGCGCACGCAACCUCAUCCGCUGGCGUUGGCGUUGGUGUUGGCCAAGGGAUGGAUCCGGCGGCGGCGGCCGCCGCAGCAGCAGCCCUCAUGUCGGGCAGCUUUACCAGUCACGGUGGCGGAAGUCGAAGUUUACACGGCAUCGGUGGUCCGUACGCGCCCUUUUCGAUGAACGACGCAGCGCUGCUGAUGGCGUCGAGUUCGUCGAUUGGAAUCGGCAGUGGCGGCGGGGGUUUUGCGGUUCCGAUGGGCGUGAUUGGGGGGCCGAGUUCACUGAGUGUUAGCAGUAGCAGCGGGAGUGGAGUGGGGAUCGGGGGAAUUGGGGGAGGGAACGGAGGAGGAGGUGGAGGUGGAGGCGGAAGCAGUAGUAGUAGUAGUAGCAGCUCGAAAGGGUUAGGAAGGGCGGCGGCGGCGGCUGCGGCCGCGGUCGCUGCGGAACGGGACGAGUCGCCCAUGGUUGGGGUGUGCGUGCAGCCGAGUCCGGUCAUUAUUCACUGAUGGUCGGCGUAGAAGUAGUCGUACUGAGCACUUAUACCUUGGUGUCAAUGGUCGUUUCUUCAACAAUUGUGGAUGGAAGAAGCAUGACAUUAUGUUUAGAAAAUAUAUGAAAUUCGUAUUUUCCAAUUUAGAAGGGGUAAAA